AUGACUUACACCGUUCCACUUAUAAAAUUUGUCGCAUUUUUGGAUUUGCUUGCAGUUGGACUAAUUGUGCCUUUAAUUCCCAGUCAUGUGCGACAACUGGGUGCAAGUCACAUUUAUGUAGGCAUUUUGGGUUCAGUUUAUUCUGGAUUCCAGUUAGGGUCUGGUCCAUUAAUUGGCAGUUUAAGUGACUUAAAAGGCUGUAGAAGUAUACUUAUUUAUACUUUAAUAGUAUGUUCGGGUGCAUACUUAUGUAUGGCAUUCACAACCUCAAUAGCAAUCAUUAUUCUUUUGCGAGCUGUUUUAGGGCUAUUUAAACAAACACAGUUGUUGACAAAAGCUUUAGUUCCUGAAUAUGAAAAGAAUGAGAAAAAACAAUCAGCUAUUUUUGGGAAAAUGGCUGCUAUAUCUGGAAUGGGUAUGACACUGGGUCCAAUAAUUGGAGGCCAUAUUGCUGAAGACUACCCCGAAAAUGGAUUUUAUUAUAUUGCUGGAGUGGUUGCUUUGUGCUUUAUUCUUAAUGCAGUUAGUGUGUAUAUGCUGCCACAAACAAAUAUCAAGAUGAAAAAGACAUCAGAAAAAAUACAUUCCAAUCAAAAUAUAUUUCAAUUAAUAUAUAAUAACAGUAAGGAGUCUGCUCUAGAAUUAUCUAAAGUGGACUGGUCACAAUACUGGGAGGUGUUUGUGUUUAAGGCUUUAUUAGGUUUCGCUAUGGGUGUAUACUAUUCAAAUUAUGCUUUAUAUUUAAAAACUCAAUAUGAAUUGUCACCUAAGCAUAUUGGUUAUGUAAUAUCAUUCCAAGGUAUAAUAGGUGCUGUUUCUAGCUUCUUAAUGGGCUACAUUAAUAGUUAUUACCCUAAUGAUAAGGAUUUUAGCCAUAGAAAUUAUCAUGUAUUUUUACUAUUAUCUAUUUCUAUCUUUGGACUUUGUAUGUCUUCAAAUAUAAUGUUUUAUACAGUAUGGCUAAUUCCUAUGGCCAUAGGGAAUGCUGUUGGUAGAUUAGUAACUCUAGAAAUGAUCUUGAGGAAAAGUGAUAAAGAGCAUAAAGGUACAUUGAUUGGUGCUUCUAAUAGUGUAGCUUCUUUAUCUGGUGUUUUGUCACCUAUGGCUGCAGGACUUAUAGGUCAGUAUUUAGGUGUUAAAUUUGUUAUUUAUGCAUCAUUAUGCUCAAAUGUUAUUGCCCUGAUAUUAAGCUAUAGAUACAAAACUAGACACGUUAAAGUGGACUAA
Pieris macdunnoughi is the source of this 1227-nucleotide messenger RNA. The record is from the annotation of a GenBank genome assembly. Lineage: Eukaryota; Metazoa; Arthropoda; Insecta; Lepidoptera; Pieridae.